UCCAAAAUUUAGGCAAAUUAAGAGCUAAAUCAGCAAUCUGUAAGAUGUGGUAGUAGUUUACAUAAGCCUCAUCUAUCCAUUCUUCCAAAAUGCCUAAUAUGCGGAAUGAAUUUGAACCAUAUGAAAAAGAAGGGGAACAAAGAUUCGACUGGUUUGAAAAAGGAAACAGAUGCUUUUAAUUUCCCGAGUGAUCUAUUUUUGUGCUUAAAACUUGUGAAACUCAAGAAUAUGAUGUAAUCUACUUUUAAACUAAAACACUUGGAAUAGCUUGGCAUGACUACAAGAUGUCAGGAUGCUAUGUAGCAGGCAGAAAUAGGACCAAACCAGUAUACACUAGACCAAAGUGAAUUAUUGCAAGCUUAAUCCCAUCCUCUCCCCUUCUUUUCCUGCCAUGGGACAGAAUAGUAAAAGAAAGCAGAGCUAUGACGAAGGACUUGUCUUAAAAGAGCAUAGUUUCUAACCAUUCCUAGAUCAUAAGAGAUGGUUGCAGAAUCAUGGCUUCGCAAUCUGUGGAAACCUCCUCGGAAGCAUGAUGCUAAUUCUGAGAAGGUGGUGAUUGGGGUAUUAGCAUUUGAAGUAGCUAGCUUGAUGUCCAAGCUGGUUAAUAUAUGGCAGUCUUUGAGUGAUAAACAGGUUGCUAGGUUGAGAGAGGAGAUCACAAAUUCAGUGGGCAUAAGAAAGCUUGUUUCAGUUUCAGAUGAUGAUUAUUUCAUUGAACGUUUGAUCUGUAUGGAGAUACUUGAGAAUAUGGCACAUGUGGCUGAGUCUGUGGCUAGGCUUGGGAAGAAAUGCAGUGAUCCAAUUUUGAAAGGUUUUGAGAAUGCCUUUUAUGAGUUCAUCACUAUGGGUGUGGAUCCAUAUGGGUGGGAAUUCACUUGCAAGAAGAUGGAAAAAAAGAUCAAAAGGAUGGAAAAGUUCGUAUCAACUAAUGCAAGUUUGUUUCAAGAGAUGGAAGUGCUUGCUGAUCUUGAGCAAACUCUUACAAGAAUGAAAGCUAGUGGUGAGUCAGAUGUUGUAACUUUAAUUGAGUUUCAGAAGAAGGUUGGAUGGAAGAGGCAGGAGGUGAAGAACUUGCAGGAUAUUUCUCUGUGGAACAGGACAUAUGAUUAUGCAAUACAUCUUUUAGCAAGAUCCUUAUUCACAAUAUUCUGUAAGAUCAACCAUGUAUUUGGAAUUCAAGAGAUGGUAGAUGUUGGUGGAGCCAAUAAUUCAAGUGACUUGAAUGCGGAUUUCAUUUAUAGAAGUCAAUCAGUUUCUGCAUUAUUGCAAUCUUCAUUCCACCCAUCACAGAAUAAUGUUGCCAGAUUUUCUUCAGGACCCCUUAAUGCUGUUGCUGCUAGAUCUGGUCCAAUUGUUAGAACAAAUAAAGCCAGUAUUUCUCAUUCAGGUCCUCUUGGUGACUCAUCCACAAAGUCAGGCCGAAUUUUAGGAAAGAAUACAAAUGUAAAUUUUUACUCAGGUCCUCUUGGAAGGAAUUCGAAUCAAUCAGUCCCAGUCACUACAACAAAUAAAAGGAGCAAGUUUUGGAAGUUUUAUGGACACUCUGCAGCCAUUAGUAGGAAGGAAACUCACACGAAACCUGGUCGACUGACUCAAGUAGGACCAUUCAAAGGAUGUAUGGCUUGGGACAGUUCAUCUGUCAUUGACUGCCACUCAAGUGCAAAUGGUGUUCAUUAUGGAAUUCAGAAUCCCAAAGAUGUUAAUUCAAUCCCUUUUGGUCCUGGAAAAGUAGUUUAUCAUACUCAAUCCGUCUUCAAAUCUCUGUGCAAGCUAUUAAAUCCUCCACCUGAAACCCUUGGUGCUGCUGCUUUAGCACUGCACUAUGCAAAUGUUAUCAUUGUGAUUGAGAAGCUAGCAGCUUCUCCACACUUGAUUGGUGUUGAUGCAAGAGAUGACCUGUACAACAUGUUACCAAGACGUAUGAAAGCUGCCAUCAAGGCCAAGUUAAAGCCAUAUACCAAAACCAUGGCGUCAUCAUCAGUCUAUGACACAGGUCUAGCAGAAGAAUGGACUGAAGCAAUGUCAAGCAUAUUGGAAUGGCUGGCACCUCUUGCUCAUAACAUGAUAAGAUGGCAAUCUGAGAGAAGCUUUGAGCAGCAGAGCUUUGUUUCCCGGACAAAUGUGCUUCUGGUACAAACCCUUUACUUUGCAAAUCAAGAAAAGACAGAAGAAAUAAUCACCGAGCUUCUUGUGGGUCUGAAUUAUGUCUGGAAUUAUAGUAGGGAGCUCAAUGCAAAAGCUCUGGCAGAGUGUGCCAGUUUUAGGAUAGACAAUGAAUAUCCUAAUCUGAAUGGAUAAACAAUUUGCAUUAAGGUCGUGGCUAUUUUCAACAGCAGUCCAGUUCCUCACCAGACUCUGGGAUGAGGACUUGCAGAAUCACCAACCAUCAGUCUUCUUCAAUCAAUGAAUGUGAAUCAAAUGCUAGCUAAGUGUGAGAGAAAUAUCUAUAUGCCCAUUAUUAUGGAAAUUUAGUAUCAGAAUGCGUUCCUGGUGAGAAUUUUAUUUUUAAUCAGUAAUUUUCUUUGUGAGUUCCAAGCUGCUAGAACUUGGAUGGCUGGUCUCAUGUUUUUUUGCAAUGUUGGCCUUUCCUCUUUUUCUCUUUGAUGAGUUCCUACAUGAAGUUUAGGGUGUGCAUAUUUAUGAGAAUUAUUGCAUAUGAAAUUGUACAGCGCUACCACGUAACAGUGAAUGGUUAUUUAUCUGUGUUCUGAAAU
Messenger RNA from Gastrolobium bilobum, 2714 nucleotides. RefSeq names its product protein PSK SIMULATOR 3-like. The record is from RefSeq and is a predicted model, not a curated record. The transcript has 2 exons. The coding region runs from base 481 to 2298 and encodes 605 amino acids. Gene Ontology annotation, biological process: positive regulation of growth. Lineage: Eukaryota; Viridiplantae; Streptophyta; Magnoliopsida; Fabales; Fabaceae.